This is a messenger RNA of Vitis vinifera (wine grape), 805 nucleotides long. RefSeq names its product beta-amyrin 28-monooxygenase. Gene Ontology annotation, molecular function: iron ion binding; monooxygenase activity; oxidoreductase activity, acting on paired donors, with incorporation or reduction of molecular oxygen. The coding region runs from base 1 to 714 and encodes 237 amino acids. The record is from RefSeq and is a predicted model, not a curated record. Gene Ontology annotation, biological process: sterol metabolic process. Lineage: Eukaryota; Viridiplantae; Streptophyta; Magnoliopsida; Vitales; Vitaceae. The transcript is spliced from 3 exons.
AUGGAGUUAGAGCAGAAGGGAGACUUAGCUACUAGAGACCUACUGUCUCACAUGCUCUUAGCAUCAGAUGAAAAUUGUGAUGUUAAGAGUGAGAUGGAGAUCAGUACUCAAGUUAUUUGUCUGCUUUUUGCUACCCAUCACACCACAAGUUCUGUCAUCACAUUCAUCCUCAAGUACCUGGCCGAGUUCCCUGAUGUCUAUAGCAAAGUCUUAAAAGAGCAAAUGGAGAUUGCAAAGAGCAAAGGUCCGGAAGGGUUUCUGAAGUGGGAUGACAUUCAAAAGAUGAAAUAUACUUGGAAUGUAGCAAAUGAAACAAUGAGGCUAACCCCACCUGUGCAAGGAACUUUUAGAGAAGCCAUAACUGACAUCACGUAUGCAGGUUUUACAAUUCCAAGGGGAUGGAAGAUGCAUUGGAAUGUAAAUACAACACAUAGAGAUCCCAAGUAUUUUCCUGAUCCCGAGAAAUUCAAUCCCUCGAGGUUUGAAGGAAAAGGGCCUCAACCAUUCACUUUUGUGCCUUUUGGGGGAGGGCCUCGGAUGUGCCCCGGAAGGGAAUAUGCUCGAGCGCAGGUACUUGCAUUCAUACAUCAUGUGGUGACAAGAUUCAAAUGGGAGAAAGUAGAUCCCUGUGAAAAGGUUGCAUAUAAUCCAUCACCCAUUCCUUCCAAGGGCUUCCCAAUUCGCCUCCAGCCUCUACAAAAUGGAUCUAUUUAAGAUUUGGUUAUUUAAGAAGCUAUAUUUGUGGUGCAUUUGAAUGUUUCAAUAAGAUGGCUGCAUGCAUAAGUUUCAGUUCCUGCAAAAUAAA